GCCUUGACGCUGGAGCCGCGUGCCUCGGCGGUGGGAUGAGAGAGGGACAGCAACGGGGACUGAGUGGAGGAGGAGGUGGAGUCUGUCCCAGCCUGCAUCUGGCCCGCUCCCCUUUCUGUCACCCCGGGCCAAACCCGCCCAGUUCUUCUCACUCACUCUCCGCCUGUUCUCCCGCACGGCUCGGCUCGGCUCGGACACACGCAGCACUCACUCACGCACAACGAGGACACGGAAUGGAGACGGAAGGGAGCCAGAGCAGCCUGUCCACCACGGACUCCCCUCACGAUCCCUGCAAAAUGUUCAUAGGUGGACUCAGCUGGCAAACAACACAAGAGGGUUUGAAGGAGUACUUCUGCAAGUACGGCGAGGUGAAGGAGUGUAUGGUGAUGCGAGAUCCGGUUACUAAGCGCUCGAGAGGGUUUGGAUUCGUCACCUUUGUUGAUCAGGCCGGCGUGGAUAAAGUUUUGGCCCAAACCAGGCACGAGUUGGACUCAAAAACAAUCGAUCCAAAGGUUGCAUUCCCUCGCAGAGCUCAGCCCAAGUUAGUGACUCGAACCAAGAAGAUCUUUGUGGGAGGCCUGUCAGUGAACACAACCAUCGAGGAUGUGAAACAGUACUUUGACCAGUUUGGGAAGGUCGACGAUGCCAUGCUCAUGUUCGACAAGACCACCAACAGACACAGAGGGUUUGGAUUUGUGACAUUUGAGAACGAGGAUGUGGUGGAGAAAGUCUGCGAGAUCCACUUCCACGAGAUCAACAAUAAAAUGGUGGAGUGUAAGAAAGCUCAGCCCAAGGAGGUGAUGUCCCCCACGGGCUCAGCCAGGGGGCGCUCUCGUGUGAUGCCCUAUGGAAUGGACGCCUUCAUGCUGGGCAUUGGUAUGCUGGUUCUAAAUCCCUGUGUAAUGUGCACUGCUGAGAGUGAAACAGAAGACAAAGACAGUUAUCCAGGCUUCCAGACAGCCACUUACACCAGUCGGAGCUAUGCUGGCAUCACUCCUGGAUAUACCUACCAGUUCCCUGAGUUCCACUUAGAGAGGACUCCCCUUCUGACUUCACCCCACCCCCCUGAGCUCACAGCCAUUCCUCUCACAGCAUAUGGACCAAUGGCAGCAGCAGCGGCAGCAGCAGCAGUAGUUAGAGGCUCCAACCCGUCUCGCUCAGCUGGAUUUUUAGGUACAAGCAGCCCAGGACCGAUGGCAGACCUUUAUGGAACAGCCAGUCAGGAGUCGGCUGUCAGCAGUUACCUCAGCGCUGCAAGCCCUGCCCCAAGCACUGGAUUCAGCCAUAGUUUGGGGGGCCCUUUGAUCGCCACGGCCUUCACUAACGGCUACCACUGAGAGCUGCCGAGCUGUAGACUGAGAGCUGGAAGGAGUUGAAGCUGCUUUGGAGCUGAUCUGGCCUGUCUCGGUCCAGUCCACCUCUCUGGCUGGGGCAGCUGAACCUUCACCCCUCCACCCUGGUGUCAGCCUGAACCCAGCCAACCCUACUGACGCCUCACUAAACUCCACCUCCUGAGAAAAAAAAGAAGAAAAAGUUCAUAAAAGGAGUGAAAAGGUUUAUCACUACAUGUAAUAGCAACACAUACAGAUGCUGUAUUUUUAGUGUUUUUUUCUGUUGUUAUGUUUCACCUUGCUGUUUUUUGUGAAGGCUGUGUUGUUUCUUUAUCUGUUUUGGCUGUGUUUUAUUGGGUUAUUUGACCUCUGAAUCUGAUCUCUCUGAGAUAAGAGGAGAAAAAUGUCCAAGUGAAGCUUGUUUGAAGGUCAGGAGCUGUAAUUUGUACUGGAAAACUGUAUAUUUGUCACUAGUUCAUACUGAAUUUUAACAAAACAUUUGUGAUUAAUACUAUUUCUUGAAAAUGUGUCACAAAGUGUAUAUCUUGGUAGGUUUUUAACAAAGACUUGUUACACUAAUAAUGGUCAGACGACAAAGGUCAUUAGUCACAGUUACAUAAUAGGUCUACAUGAGCUGUACAAUUUUGUAAAAUAUUGUAAAUAUGACUCUGGUUUCUGCGGGGGCUCCGCUAAUUUUUGUGUCUGGGAGGUGGGAGGCUUUUGGAGAAAUGGUACUAUUGGUUCUUUCAUCAAUCCUUAUGUGUUGGAAAGCUUGACUGUUACAUUUCACAUGGAGGUCAAGAACAUUUCAGUAUGUUUCAGUCAGUCUGUCAAUGUUAGGCCAGCCAUAUACUGUAUUCCUCUCCAGGCAUUUAUAAAGGAUGUGUCAUUUGAUUCUGUUACUGCAUUUAAAGGCUGCCUCAGAGUUGAAACACUUUCAGCUUUGAGAUCGGCAGGAGAGAGGCUGAGUCUGGAACAACACUUUACUUGUGGGGAUGUAUGGGUGUGAAAAUGCUCCUCUAUCGGGAGAGGCAAAAAAACAAGCUGUUUUCUUACUUUGUCAUAUUGUUGUUUUAACUGUGAUUUUCAAUAUGUGAUGAUUGUUUGUGAAGGAAAAUGAAGGACUAGUAUGCAGGCGCAGUCAUGCACACUUAACACUGUUAUGACUGAAUCACUCUGCAAGUUGUGUUGAUGUUUGCGUGAGCGUGUCAUGGUUUUAUACACAUUGGUCUCCAAUGUGCCAUGUGCUGUUUUAUGGGGGGAUGGUACCUCAGUUGCAAAUGUGAAAUUUUAAUCUGACUUUUUUUGUUAUUACAUUAACAUCUAUGUCAAGGUGUGGAUGGUUGAACCUUUUAGAAAGGUGGCUUUUUCAACAGGAAGGGGGGGAUCUUAUUAACUCUUGUUUACCUGCCCCCCCCCCAUCACUGCAUACCCACUGGAGGUCACAGACUGUAGCAAUGUGACAGCUAUUUUUAGACCAAAACAAUUAUGUUCAGAGCUAUUAGGAUGUUGCACUGGCCGAUCACAUGUUUUCCUCUGAAUGUUAGCUUAAGAACAAAUCACUCUCAUCUACAGAGUACCAGGUUUUACAUUUUGAUACACUCGCUCACACUGCUGUGGGCUACCAUGGUAGUUCAUACUUUGAUGCUGUUUUCACUGAAAAAUAACAAUCUUGUCAACACUGUAACAUUUUCUGAUUUUCUUUUCCUGUCAUGUUUAUUCCUUUGAAAAAAAAAACUUUUUAAAAAUU
This is a messenger RNA of Siniperca chuatsi (mandarin fish), 3081 nucleotides long. It is a transcript of the gene msi1b, whose product is annotated as musashi RNA binding protein 1b. Gene Ontology annotation, cellular component: cytoplasm. Gene Ontology annotation, molecular function: RNA binding. NCBI's taxonomy places the organism in Eukaryota, Metazoa, Chordata, Actinopteri, Centrarchiformes, Sinipercidae. The transcript is spliced from 16 exons. Bases 36 to 1337 code for a protein of 433 amino acids. The record is from RefSeq and is a predicted model, not a curated record.